GUUAAGAUUUUUAUCCGUUGUGUACACUGUUGUACCUCCAAUAUCAAACAAUGCCUGGCACAGAUUAUGCCCUCCAUCAAUAUACCACGUUGUAAAAUGAACAAAUGAAUGGGUGGAUGGAUGGAUGGGUGAGCAAACCAACGAAUGAGUGAAUGAAAGGCUGAGAGCUGGCACGGAGGACUAGGGCAGUAGGACACACUCCUGCAACGGCAACAGCUCCGGGUUAAAAUCCCGGAGUCCGGGCAGGAGCCGGCUCCCCAAUGGGUGGGUGUCGCUGGGGCUUCCGCUUCUCUCCGCCCCCUCUGCUGGUCAGUGCCGCAGCCUCCGCCGCCGCCGCCGCCGCGUGCAAGGGCUUCUGGGAGGCGAGCCUUGGGGUCUCGGGUGAGGGGCGCAGGAGGGCGCCAUCUUGAGUUGCGAGCCUGGUCUUCAGACUCAUCGCUAGGGGCGGAGUGGUGACCCCGCUGUUACCGCAGCAGACGCCGCAGCUGGGGACUGGAAAGUCAGAGCGCCGGAUAGUGCCACAUUAAUAGAUGCCAUGGCUUGUCCAGGGAAAGAUAACUAUAGAAUGAAAAGUUAUAAGAAUAAAGCCCUAAAUCCCCAAGAGAUGCGUAGACGAAGAGAAGAAGAAGGAAUACAACUUCGAAAACAAAAAAGGGAAGAACAGUUAUUCAAACGCCGAAAUGUCUCUUUGCCCAGAAAUGAUGAAUCUAUGUUAGAAAAUCCUAUCCAGGAUCCGGAUAUCAGUUCCACUGUACCCAUUCCAGAGGAAGAAGUUAUUACCACAGAUAUGGUUCAGAUGAUUUUUUCUAAUAAUGCUGAUCAACAACUAACAGCAACACAGAAAUUUAGAAAGCUGCUUUCUAAAGAACCUAAUCCACCAAUUGAUCAAGUUAUACAGAAACCAGGAGUUGUGCAGAGAUUUGUAAAAUUUCUUGAAAGAAAUGAAAAUUGUACAUUACAAUUUGAAGCUGCAUGGGCAUUAACUAAUAUAGCAUCUGGAACUUUUCUACAUACCAAAGUAGUGAUUGAAACUGGGGCUGUUCCAGUUUUUAUCAAACUUCUUAAUUCAGAGCAUGAAGAUGUUCAAGAACAGGCUGUUUGGGCACUUGGUAAUAUUGCUGGUGACAAUGCAGAAUGCAGAGAUUUUGUUUUGAAUUGUGAAAUACUUCCACCUCUUUUAGAGUUAUUAACAAAUUCAAACAGACUUACAACAACCAGAAAUGCAGUAUGGGCCCUCUCAAAUUUAUGUAGAGGCAAAAAUCCUCCUCCAAACUUUAGUAAGGUUUCACCUUGCUUAAAUGUCCUGUCACGAUUGUUGUUUAGCAGUGACCCAGAUGUAUUAGCAGAUGUGUGUUGGGCCCUUUCUUAUCUCUCCGAUGGAUCCAAUGAUAAAAUUCAAGCUGUCAUUGAUUCUGGAGUCUGUCGAAGAUUGGUGGAACUUUUGAUGCACAAUGAUUAUAAAGUUGUAUCACCUGCAUUAAGAGCAGUUGGUAAUAUUGUGACUGGUGAUGAUAUACAAACACAGGUAAUUUUAAAUUGCUCUGCAUUACCCUGUCUCUUACACUUAUUGAGUAGCUCAAAGGAGUCAAUCAGAAAAGAAGCCUGCUGGACUGUUUCAAACAUCACUGCUGGAAAUAGAGCUCAGAUUCAGGGUGUUAUAGAUGCAAAUAUUUUUCCUGUAUUAAUUGAGAUUCUUCAGAAAGCAGAGUUUCGCACCAGGAAAGAAGCAGCUUGGGCGAUAACUAAUGCGACAUCAGGAGGCACUCCAGAACAGAUAAGGUAUUUGGUAGCCUUAGGCUGCAUUAAACCACUUUGUGACCUAUUGACUGUUAUGGACUCUAAAAUAGUCCAAGUGGCUUUAAAUGGACUUGAAAAUAUUUUACGUCUUGGAGAACAAGAAUGUAAGCAGAAUGGAAUAGGCAUUAAUCCAUACUGUGCCCUCAUUGAAGAAGCAUAUGGCCUGGAUAAAAUCGAAUUUCUUCAAAGUCAUGAAAAUCAGGAAAUUUACCAAAAGGCUUUUGAUCUGAUUGAACAUUACUUUGGUGUAGAAGAUGACGACUCCAGUAUUGUACCUCACGUGGAUGAAAACCAACAACAGUUUGUAUUUCAGCAGCAGGAAGCACCAAUGGAAGGGUUUCAACUUUAACUUGGUAGGAGGAAAAAUUAAUGGCUAAAAAGGGUAGCUUCAGAUAUCUCCCUUUUCUUGUAAUGUCAUUAGGAAUAUUUGAUGUGUUUUUAUGUAGAACAAAAAAGAGACGUUAAUGCACUUUUAAAAAGCAAAACAAAACAAGUUUCCAUCCAUAUGCAACCUUUUAUUAUAGUUUUGUUGUUAUUUUGGUGUGCCUGUAUAUAUGUCUUUCAUUGUUUUUUUUGUAUCUAUUUGUGAACAGUUAAAUACAUUAUGAGAUUAUUUAAUAAUUUAAGCCUGAAAAGGAAAACUUUAGUAAAGUAUUACAAUAAUGGUUCUGAAUUUUUCUAGCAUUCUUAGAAACUGCACAUUAGCAGUACAGCUGUCGAUAAUUGCAUUUUGGCAGUAAGUUUGAUAUGCCCAUUCUUUACUAAAUCUACCUCUCAAAGCAAAAACAAAACAAAAGAGCUUCAGAAGCAUGAAACAGAGAAAAAGCUAAAUUAGAAUGUGAAAAUAGCUAUUACCUUAAAUUAUAAAUCACUGUGCUAUAAGUUAUACUUUGCAAAAAAAAAAUUACUACAGAAAACCUGUAAAAGUUACUUAUAAAAUACAGAAGAAAUAUUGUACUGAUAAUCAAUUAAAAUGUGGCAAUUGUGAAGAAAGAAGCUGUUCUUCAUGUUGAACACAUUAAAAUGAUUACACAACAUUUAAAUGUUUGUGUUUUUAACAUAUAAAUGCUAUUAUAUUAGUAUAUUUUGUAUUUUGACCAAAUAUGCCAACAUUUUUGAAAUAGUGUUUUUUUAUUUUUUCACUGCUCAUUUUAAAGAGCAUCAUGAGAUGCCAUCAUGAAUCUAAAGUAGUGCUGCAUAGCAAAAAUAAUACUGUAUUCCUUUCUCUGAUUUUUCAGAGCAGUAAUUGAAAAGUUUCACUUUCUAUGUAAUAAUGAACUUAGGUACUUGAAUGGCAAAAUUCUCCUGAAGAAAUCACCUUGUUAUGUGUUAAAUUUUAUUAAAUGGACUUAAUGGUUUGGACACAAAAGGAUGCUAUUCAUGAAAAUUACUAAGGAUUCUUUAAUUGGUUGAACCCUAUAUUAGGAUUUUUUUCCCCUUUGGUGAUCCUCAAAGGGUCAAACUGCUGCUUGUUAAUGAACCAUCGUAUUAGAUUACAUUUGUAUCAGAUUUGUCAAUAUAAUGUAUGUGUUUAUGUAUUAACAGCAAAAACCUCUUCAUACUGUGAAACUUUAAAAAAAAGUUUCAAUAGAAAAUUAUAUAUAUAUAUUUAUUUACAGAUACAUAUAUAUGUGUGUGUCUGUGUGUUUUUCUCACAGUACUAUACUUGGUAGUUUUCUAAGCAGAUAUGGUACUGUUGAAUCAGUCUUUUCAUUAUUAUAGUUAUGUGCAGGCUAUUUACAUUUCCAAUUGUAUACCUAAAAUACUUGUUUAAAAAUUAGUUUACUGAUGUUUUAAGAUGGGAACUAAAAGCAUUUUUGAUAUGAUUCAUAGUCUAUUCUGUAAAGAAGGUUUCAUUUAUGAUAGCAUUUAUAAUGUUUCUGCUGGAAAUCAGAGGUAUGUUACAAGAAGGAAAUGUAUAUAGGAGUACUUUUAAAUAGUAUGACACUUUGUAAAUUAAAUAUCAUGAAACUAAGCUUUUGGCAAGACACUUAAAAACCUACAAGCUAUACAAUACAGGUUUAAAUGGUGUCCACAAUGCUGACUGCAUCUGCCAAACCUCUUUUAUAUUGUUAAGUAGAAGAUUGUAUCUGUGCCCUUUUUAUUGUAGUAGAAGUUAUGAAGUUCAGUAUAUGUAUAUUCAAAAGAACAGGGUAGUUAUAUUAAAGAUCACCAAAUUGAUGGUGAAUUUAUCAGAUAAACACUUUUUUGUGAUGCAGAUAGUUUAUAAGUAUCAGGUGACAGGGUGUUCCACUCUUUCUAAUCAAUUGAACUUGUUAAUGCAGCAUAAUUCAUAAACUAACCAGCUGUGCCUGCUUUUUUUUUGAGGACCCUGUAGUCACAUUAAUAAAUCUUUAAGCUAAGUCUUUCAAACAAAAUAGUUCUUACAGAAGGAAAAAUAAUAGAAAUAAUAGAAUGACCUUUGAGGGGAGGAUUUUUAAAUUUUUGCCAGUGAAAUAAGCAUUAUAUCUCUAAGUAUAGAAUUUGACCAUAUUUUAAGCAUUUAUAUAUAAAAUUAUAUUUAAUUCAUUGGAUCUGUUACUUGGGUAAUUAAUUUGAUUAGAUGUGAAUGCAAGGGGUAAUAUGUAAUAGUUGGUGUGGUGAUGACUUUAUUGAACCAAUACUAGCAAAUACUUUGUUCCUACAAAUUUUUUUAAUAUGACUACUCUUUUCAAAUGUACUAUUUUAAAUGCUCCAAAAUGUAUUUUCAUUAAUCUUCACUGACCCUUGUGGGAAAAAUUUUCUUUUUUCAACUUGCUUUCCUAAGAUUUAUUAUAUUUUAAUCCGAGAGAAACUGUGCCAAAAAGAAAACAAUGAAAACAUGUUGUAAAAGGGCAAUGCAUGCAACAUUAAUGUAAAAAUCAAGAGAAUACUUGAAAGAGUCCUUUACAUUUAUUGAAUUAAAUUCGGUGUUUUAUUUUUGUCUGAAUUUGAAUUUUUACUAGCUAAUCUAUGCAAUUAUGCUUACUUGUUUUAUAUUUGUAAGUACUUGACUCAAUGCCCUGGGGUUUUUUUUACUCUAAGUUUUAUUUUGAAAAUUGUUCCUAGAACUUAAUUUUUAGUGUUAUUUUGUUCACUUCCUGGUAGCACUAGAACAAGCAAGCAAAAAAUAAAAACCAAAAAAAAGUGAUAAAAUCUGUUGGCACAGAAACAGCAUAUCAUUUGGUAACUGUAAAACCUAUUUGCAGAUAAAGGUUGAUUUUUUGGAUAAAGGACUUUUGUUGGACAAAGCAUUACCUUUGCCUUCAUAUUUUUUCUUCUCUCAAGAAGGAGCAUUAUGGAUAAAGUAAUUAUAAUACAAAGUCUUCGUGGAUUUUUGUUGCUGUUCUAAAUUCAGCAAUCUACUGGCUGCUUUGUGAAACUGUGAAAUCAAAGUAAUUGUUGUUAACCUUUACUCAUUUUAGUUCAUAGCAUUACUGUUUUAUGAAAUGUAACAUAUUAGGAGCCAAUAUGAUGGAUCUCUAAAAGGAUAAUGCAUCUUUAAAUUCUAAUUGGGAAGUGGGAUGAGGGGAAGAUAUUCUUGCCAAACUAAAUAAACCAACAUUUGAGUAGUAUGCAAUAUUAUGAAAUGUUACAGCACUAUAUUAAAAAUAAUAAAAUACUAUUUUACGAUUGCA
Messenger RNA from Orcinus orca (killer whale), 5414 nucleotides. RefSeq names its product karyopherin subunit alpha 5 (gene KPNA5). NCBI's taxonomy places the organism in Eukaryota, Metazoa, Chordata, Mammalia, Artiodactyla, Delphinidae. Gene Ontology annotation, cellular component: nucleus; cytoplasm; nucleoplasm. Bases 536 to 2146 code for a protein of 536 amino acids. The record is from RefSeq and is a predicted model, not a curated record. The transcript is spliced from 14 exons. Gene Ontology annotation, molecular function: protein binding; nuclear import signal receptor activity. Gene Ontology annotation, biological process: NLS-bearing protein import into nucleus.